CCAGGCCUCCUCGACCCGACAUCUCGAGCUCUUGACCACCUUUCCUCCACAUAACUUUCUCUCAAUUCCUCUUCCGACCUUCAAGACACCUCUAGUAGUGUGAUCGGGCCAUCAACUUCCACAAUGUCGCAAAUUCACGCCAUGUCCGACGAUCAGGUCGCCGGCGAACUCAAGAAGAUGACCGCAUUCAUCCGUCAAGAGGCUGUGGAGAAAGCCAAGGAGAUCCAAAACAAAGCAGACGAAGAGUUUGCCAUUGAGAAAUCGCGACUCGUCCGCUCCGAAACCGCCUCCAUCGAUGCUUCAUACGAGAAGAAGUUCAAGCAAGCCAGCAUGUCCCAGCAGAUCACAAAGUCCACCGUCGCGAACAAGAGCAGACUACGGAUAUUGAGUGCGAGACAAGAGCUGCUCGAUGAUCUGUUCGAGCAAACGAGCGGGAAACUCGAUGCCGCCAUCAAGGACAAGAAGAGAUACGAAGCAACCCUGAAGGGGUUGAUACUAGAGGGGCUGUAUGCGUUGAAUGAGAGCAAGGUGGAGUUGAAAGCACGUAAGGCAGACUACGGUGUCGUGAGGAAGGCUAUCGAGUCAGCACAGAAGGAGUAUAAGAAGACCAACGGCGAGGUUGAAGUCGUGUUGAACGAAAGCGACCCACUUCCUGAGGGAUCAGCCGGUGGAGUCAUUAUUGUGGGCGGCAACGGCAAAAUUGACGUGAACAACACCCUAGAGGAACGGUUACGGUUGUUGGAGACCGAUGCCCUUCCCUCCAUUCGUGUGUCGCUUUUCGGGGAAAACCAAAACCGCAAGUUCCAUGACUGAGAGGAAUGCACUUCAAAUCGAAGACCCAGAGAUUCUCCAAUGGGAAGAGCUCAAUACCCGAUGUAAAAAUGGACCGUGACGGCCCUUCGCAAUAUGCAACCGUCUUCAUUAUUGCGGGAAUGCGUACAGUUCAUCGUAUGACGGUUGUUCGGUCGAUAGUAUCGAUCAGGUCAUGAUGCUGGAAGAUAGGGAGAUGGCCCUAAUUUAUGUACAUUUAUCACAGCGCACUUCACUAUCAGAAUUAUGCCCUCUGUUAAUCGAUUUCCCGGUUUGGUAUUUCCCAUUUGCCCGAUAGCCCCUUUCUCUUCCA
This is a messenger RNA of Eremomyces bilateralis CBS 781.70, 1123 nucleotides long. RefSeq names its product putative ATP synthase subunit E. The record is from RefSeq and is a predicted model, not a curated record. Lineage: Eukaryota; Fungi; Ascomycota; Dothideomycetes; Eremomycetales; Eremomycetaceae. The transcript has 3 exons. Gene Ontology annotation, molecular function: proton-transporting ATPase activity, rotational mechanism. Gene Ontology annotation, biological process: proton transmembrane transport. Gene Ontology annotation, cellular component: proton-transporting two-sector ATPase complex, catalytic domain. Bases 124 to 813 code for a protein of 229 amino acids.